This is a messenger RNA of Bombina bombina (fire-bellied toad), 5027 nucleotides long. RefSeq names its product inositol polyphosphate-5-phosphatase E (gene INPP5E). NCBI's taxonomy places the organism in Eukaryota, Metazoa, Chordata, Amphibia, Anura, Bombinatoridae. The transcript has 11 exons. The record is from RefSeq and is a predicted model, not a curated record. Gene Ontology annotation, molecular function: inositol-polyphosphate 5-phosphatase activity. Gene Ontology annotation, biological process: phosphatidylinositol dephosphorylation. The coding region runs from base 386 to 2350 and encodes 654 amino acids.
UAGUGCAGCCUCCCGUCGUAGGGGGGUGCUGUGGUAUGCUGUUCCGUGUCUCUCUGCGCUGUGUGGUUGGCCUGGUUACCGACAGCCGGGAUGUACAGGGGAGGGAGCCGGGGGACACGGAUGGAAUACCGUACACUGCGGGGGCGAGAUCCAUGGACAGCAAGGUUCAUCUGAUCACUCAAAAAAAAACAAAAAAAAAACAGGUCCAUCCAUGGAAUUUACAUAAUAAUCUGUGCAGGACGUCUUGACAUGCAUGACAACAAUAUGAAACUAGAAGAAAAUAUCUCAUGAUGAGUAGUAUACUUAGUGUAUAUACACUGAUACUUUUUAAGUCUGAGUUUAGAAAUGAUUACUCACUUGGAGAAACAUUCUUAGGUGGUCCACCAUGCCUAUAAAAAUGGAUCGACAGAAUCUUCCAGCUCUAGAUUCAGAUGAAAGAAAUUCUCUGUUGAAAGAUGAUGUCAGUGAAGAUUCGGAACAAGCAGAGAGCAAGUAUUUGCAGAUCAAGAACUGGAUAAAAAGCCAGGAAAUACAAGAGUUAAAUUCCAAUUCUAGCAACUCCCUUUUUCAAAAUAAUGAUCCGAGCUCCAUCUACCGCGCUUGUGCUGUCCCAAAACCACCAAACACAGCGAAACCCAGGCAUCGGAAAUUGGAAAGAGCAUUUUCUCUUGAUGAGAAACCCUGGAGGAGGAGAUUUAGAACUAGCCGUGAGAGCUUAACAGAUCCUUUAGAGAAUGGGUCAUCCAGUGGAUCACUCCAAGAAGCUGAAGGUAAUAGGGAUUUUAUAGCUGCUGACUCAGAUGACCUCAUUUAUAAGUCUUCAAGUAUGAAACAUAACCUUGCCUCUGUUUCUUCCAAUAUCGGUAAUUUAGGAAGCAGCAGGCAUUGUGCUUCUCUCCAUUCCAAGGGACCAACUAUGGAUUCAGAUUUAGCCACACACAAUAGAGUUUCAGCUGUGGUACCUCCGUUGAGUCAGAUGAAAUGCACACAACCUCUCCCCCAGCUUGAACUUAAUGUGUCUUCGAGGGCACUCAGGACGGCUAAUAGGAUAGACUCGGAUUAUAUGGAUUACAAACAUUCUACUCAUCAGAGAUUCAUCAGGCAGAGCAGCAGUCUGAGUGACACUAGACUAAACAGCAACAUGGUCUGCCAUCACUGCUCAGUCGAAUCUAUGAAAUCUACCUACAGCUUGCUAACACCCAUUCGUUCCAAGGAUGUACGCAGCAGAAGUUUUAUGGAAGGAAGUCUUCUGGCUAGCGGUGCCUUGUUAGGAGCAGAUGAACUGGACCGAUACUUUCCCGAGAGAAAAGUGGGCAUUUUCAUUGCCACCUGGAAUAUGCAGGGAAAAAAGGAACUUCCAGAGAACCUGGAUGAUUUUUUGCUACCUCCUGAUGAUGAUUUUGCCCAGGAUAUGUAUGUCAUUGGUGUUCAGGAAGGAAGCCCAGACAGGCGAGAGUGGGAAAUUCGUCUCCAGGAGACGCUAGGUCCUCAUUACGUUAUGCUCCAAUCAGCUGCUCAUGGCGUCUUGUACCUCUCCAUCUUCAUCAGACGAGAUCUUAUAUGGUUUUGUUCAGAAGUUGAAAUCGCCUCUGUGACUACACGUAUGGUCUCCCAGAUUAAGACUAAAGGGGCUUUAGCUAUGGCCUUUACUUUCUUUGGAACAUCGUUUCUGUUUAUCACCUCUCACUUCACUUCUGGAGAGGGGAAAGUGUGUGAGAGAUUACUGGAUUACAAAAAAAUUAUUGAAGGUCUUCCGCUUCCGCGAAAUAUCCCAGACACAAAUCCAUAUCGCUCCAAUUCCUCUGAUGUGACAAGCCGAUUCGAUGAAGCAUUCUGGUUUGGUGAUUUCAAUUUCCGAUUAAACAAGGACAGAGGAGGCGUGAAUUCCAUCCUGCAGCACAAGAUGGAGAAAGAUAUGUCUCGGCUUUUACAGUAUGAUCAGCUCCUCAUGGAGAUGAAGGACGGUUCCAUAUUUAAAGGGUUUGAAGAAGCAGAGAUCCAGUUCCUUCCUACAUACAAGUUUGACAUUGGUUGUGAUGCAUACGAUAGCACUACCAAGCAGAGAACGCCUUCAUACACAGACAGAGUGUUGUACAAGAGUCGAAAUAGAGGUGAUAUCAAAGUGAAUAAAUAUUCUUCCUGCUCAGUAGUGAAGACUUCUGACCACAGGCCGGUUUUUGCAUCAUUUGAAGUUCGCAUAAGACCGGGCAGAGAUAACAUUCCCCUGGCUGCCGGGCUGUUUGACCGAGAGCUUUACUUGCUAGGAAUAAAGAGGAGAAUGACCAAGGAACUGCAGAAACGUCAGGCGGCAAAGACUCAGAAAAGCAGCAGUGUCUGCACCAUCUCCUGACUAGAGCAGGAAUUGACCUUGUCUUGCCCUAAUAAUGCAUCAGCAGAGAGCUAUGAACAUUUAGUCUCAUAUGGAUAUCAACAAACCACACACAUCCUUGCAUUCUAUAGGAUAUUGGCUUUGGGGUACUAGGUAUUUUAUUCUAGUUUUCAGUGGCAAUCUGUAAGCUGGACUUAUCUGCCAUGUGUAACAAUGUUUGUUAAAGUCUUACAACUUAAACUAUGUAUGAAUGUAGUUGCUAUGUACAGAGAAUGUAAUCAAGAGGUUAAUUAUGUUCAGCAAAAUCACAAAUGUAUUAAUUUAUUAAAAAUAUAUGUUUUUUUUAUUUGGGCAAGGGGGCAAUACCGUGUAACCAUUUAAUGUUUAACCUCUUAAGGACAUAUGACGGAAUUUUUCCGUCAUAAAACAAUUGAGCAAACUGAAAGCUGUGUCCUUAAAGGGUUAAACAUAGAAGAAAAACAUCCUGCCGGUGAGGAUAUACAAAAUAAAAAAUGUGGCCUUGGAAGAAAACCAGUAUGUGUUAGCAUACAUUAAAAAAAAAAAACCUGAACGGGAGUAUAAAAAAUAAUUCCAACGCGUUUCACGUUACAAUUAGCUCAAAGUUACAGUCAACACCAGAAUUUUUGUUGUUUAGAAAGAAAGAUAAUCCUUUUAUUACCCAUUCCCCAGUUUUGCAUAACCAACACUGCUAUAGAAAUACACUUUUUACCUCUGUGAUUACCUUGUAUCUAAGCCUCUGCAAACUGCCCCCUUAUUUCAGUUAUUUUGGCGGACUUGCAUUUUAGCCAAUCAGUGCUCACUCCUCUGUAAAUUCACGUGCAUGAGCUUAAUGUUAUCUAUAUGAAACACAUGAACUAAUGCCCUCUAGUGGUCAAAAUGCAUUAAGAUUAGAGGCAGUCCUCAAAGUCUAAGAAAUUAGCAUAUGAACCUCCUAGAAUUAGCUUUCAACUAAGAAUAUGAAGAGAACAAAGCAAAAUUGGUGAUAAUAGUUAAUUAGAAAGUUAUUUAAAAUUACAUUCCCUAUUUAAAACAUGAAAGUUUUUUUUGGACUUGACUGUCCCUUUAACUGAGCCCUAAUUGUAGCUCAAAACACUUUGAGAUUAUUUCACACACCUGUGCAUGUUUUAUUUUUUAAUAUAUACAAACAAAUACAGUUUUAUUUUCUCCUUGAUUGACUACGCCACAAGGCAGAACAUGCUGUUAUCCGAGAUGUUAUCGCAGAAAAUGUAGCAUGUCUGCAGAAAGAACAAGACACAAGCAGGAACUGUUAAGCACUUUCACUUUGCAGCGCUGUGCCACAUCAGGCUGCUAUCUUUAAACAGUGCUGUGCUCUGGCUGCACUGUGUAAGUUUUCCUUAACAUAGGGCAGCCAGAGUGAAGCGCUGUUUGAAGAGGACAGUUAAUGCUUUAGUGUAACUGCCUAAUUUAAAAUUGAUUUUAUUUUCAAACUGACCUGCAGAAAUGUUUUUCACUAAAAAAAAACUGAAGAGAGUAAAAAAAAGUUCUGCCUCUGGGUGACUACGUAGUUCUGCCAGGUCUGGCUGUGUUCUUGUUGUACCGCGCAGUUGUCUGGAUAAUGUAGUAUUUUAGCUUAUUACCUCAUGCAGAAGUGUGAGACAAAGCACAGAAUGUUUGGAAUCCUGGAGCAGUGGAUAUUUGUGUACUGAGGAAACCAGUAUGGCGCUGUAGUUUAGAACACAUCUUCAGUUGGUGACAAAUCAAGUGUUAGUUAUGCCACACGCAAUCUUCCUUUCAAUAAAAUUGCCUGGACUAAUGGAAUCAGGCCUCCCCUUAAAAGGACGUUAUCCAGCAAGGAUAUCUGAUUGCAAACCAAAUGUCAUGAUGAUAAUGUUGUCUUCAAAAAUGCUGCAGUUCUUAUAUCGUUUCAUAUGUUGCCAACAUCAAUUAACAGCCGAGCAUUAAACAUCUGAACUAGACGUGCACAUCGGAAAAUUUUCUUUAGUUUCGUGUCGAUUCUGUAUUUUUUUUUUGUACUCGGAUGCAUUUGUUUCGGAUGCAUUCGGUAAUUUGGAAGUUCAAUAUGUGCAUUCAUUUGUUAUGUUAUGUUGAGUCAGAUGGUUCCAACCAACACAAAAUGAAUUAUUUCACUGUUCUAUCUCACUUUAUUGUAACAUAUCUAUUAAUUUUUAUUUAUUUUUUUAUAAUAAAUAUGGAACGGCAAAGGAAUUGUGAUUAGUCCAGAAAGUCAGGCUAUCGCGCCAUGGCCAUUCGAAUAAAACAAAUUAAUCCAACUAAUUCGGAUUUUUCAUUACAAAUUAAUUCGGAUUAGUUAGUUUCGUUACUAGGGUGAUUUGAAAAUUCGUAUACAUUCGAAUCUCUGAAUUAUUUGAAUUUUAUCCAAAUUUCGAUUGGGAACGAAACAAAUUGCACAUGUCUAAUCUGAACCUUGGAACCUUUGCUGUGGCGCACGUGAGUACCGCUUUUCUCUUUUGCUAUUUCAGAUAAUGUGACAGUAGGGAAUUUGUGCAGAGUAUAUUUGCAUUAUUGGUUUUUAAACUGUUAAAAAAGGCUUGAUUUACUGUAAUGCCAUAAAAGCCAGAUGAACCUUACCGAUGCUAAGUAAUUUGCCUUUAUUUUUUUUAUGACAUAUUUAAUUUAUGUAAAUAUGUUUGCUCAUUGAGCAUCACACAACCAAAUAAAAUAUACAUCUUAAUGA